AACGCCUUCGAAGAUUUUGAGGGACAACUGAUCCAGGAGGUGUUGAGCGAGCACAAAGGGGGUACAAAGGAUCAGCUUCUGACGGCGCUCCGCGACGGCAUGGACAAACACGGGCCGGAAGGGAUCCAGCGCGUCUACCUGGUGCACGAGGGCGCUAAAAACGCGACGCUGUUCGGGUGCCCGAAGCAGAGCUGCGGCUGGAAGCGCCAGGACAAGUAUCUGGUGAUGUCGAUCCGAUACCCGGCCAUCCCCUACAAGCACAACAACGAGAACUUCCAGCUGGCCGCCCACUCGCUGGAGCGGCGCAUGGCCGUGCUUGACGUCAUGCAAGGCAACGAGGAUUACUUGGAUGUCCUAGAGGUGCGCCUGGCUCAGGCCGGGUUCCACCUCACCAACCAGAACAUCAACGCCUGGCUGAUCUUCCGUGGUGGCGAGGGCCAUCUGACAAAGUUUACGCAGAUCCUCGAGCCGGGUGAG
Mesorhabditis spiculigera is the source of this 477-nucleotide messenger RNA. Lineage: Eukaryota; Metazoa; Nematoda; Chromadorea; Rhabditida; Rhabditidae. The record is from the annotation of a GenBank genome assembly.